AUGUCAAAAGGCACAUCAAGUAAACGUCGACAUGGCUGCAAAACGCUACGUGAACAAAGUAGUACAACUUCAGGUUAUACCAGAGCUUCCACUACAGCUUCCAGUAGCUCCAAUACAAGCCUAUGUCCUCUAAUUUUUAAUGGACCAUCAUUACCUGGUGGCGAUGUAAAUCGCUCUACUCCGGAAAGCAUGCCCUGUGAGCCGUCCACUUCGAAUGUUUCCAACGUCCACCAGAUUGCCGAUGAAACUCCUGAUUUGAAUUCGGAAACUUUACUGACGUUGCCUGUUCUCUCAACAAUGGAUACAACUGGACCGUUAGCUAAUUUAGACGAUAACAAUCAUCGCUACGUUGGUUUAGUCAAUCAAGCAAUGACUUGUUAUCUGAAUUCAUUGAUACAAACCUUAUAUAUGACGCCUGAAUUCCGAAAUGCGAUUUACGGGUGGAAGUUCACCGGUUCUGAAGCUGCAGAGGCUAGAAGUAUUCCGUGCCAGCUACAAAAAUUAUUUUUGCUGCUACAAACCAGUGAUCGCGAAUCACUGGAAACUAUUGAUUUGACUGCGUCUUUUGGAUGGAGUAAUUCGGAAGCUUACGAACAGCAUGACAUCCAGGAGUUAUGUAGGAUAAUGUUUGAUGCGCUAAAACAGAAAUGGAGCAAAGCAGACGCUAGCUUUCAGGAGCUAUACAGAGGUAAUAUGGAGGAUUUUGUCAAGUGUCUUUGCUGUCAGAAGGAAAAUGUCAAGCAGGAUGAAUUUCUGGACUUGCCAUUAGCAGUGAAGCAGUUUGGUGCCAUUGAUGCCUUCAAAAGUGUGGAAGAAGCGCUUCAUGCUUUCAUCAAACCUGAAGUAUUGGAAGGAAGCAAUCAGUAUUACUGCGAAGGAUGCAAAAGAAAACAGAAUGCACUGAAGGGUUUGCGAAUAAUAAAAUUCCCGUAUUUACUCUCAAUCCAACUUAAACGUUUUGAUUUCGAUUGCAAUACACUUCAUCGCAUCAAAUUAAACGAUAAGAUGACUUUCCCCGCAUUACUCAAUUUGAAUGAAUUCGUUUAUGACGCAACGAAAAGUGAACCACCGAAGAAGAUGAAUUGGGCAUCGGCAGUUUCAGUGCCAAGGAAAAAAGAUGAAUCGACAAUAUCAAAACCGAAUUUAUCCGAUUACGUUUCUCGUGCGGAACAGAACGAUGGUCAUUUGGACGAACAAGAAAUCGAUAUGUUGCUUAAGAGAGAUGGUCCGUUUCUCUAUGAAUUAUUUUCGGUUAUGGUCCAUCAAGGAAGUGCAUCAGGAGGCCAUUAUUUUGCAUAUAUCAAGAAUAUGGAUCAGGAUAAAUGGUUUUGCUUCAAUGAUAGUAGCGUUACCUCUGCUUCAAUCGAAGAUAUUCAUCGUACAUUUGGGGGCUCCUCUGGUGGUUGGUCAUCAGGAAACACAAAUGCUUAUAUGUUGAUGUAUAGACAGAUUGAUCGUAAGCGAAAUGCAAGAUUUGUGAAAACAAGUGAGUUAGCAGGUCAUCUUCUGGAACGUUUGAGACGAUUUGAGGAACUGGAAGAAGAGAAAAUUCGGGAGAAACAGUACAAAGAAUCGCUUGUCUCGGUUAACGUAAUGUUCAAUGGAGCUCAUAUUACAUCAGAUGUUGCUAAGUUAACGGAAGCAAUGAAAUUCCCAUAUACGGCAAAAUUAUCCGACAUUUACGAUGCAGUUUUUCAAGUUUUUUGUGUUAAGACUUCGAUUUCAGCCUCUGACGUUCGUCUGUUGUUAUGUAAAGACUUCACUUAUUCGAUUAUGCGUUCAUUCACGGAAAAUGAAAUGCAAAAGCCAUUGGAAGAAGUAUAUCCCGGAUGUUCCGUGAAAAGCUUGUACCGUCCGAUUCUAUAUUUUCUAUUAGAUGUAAAACCAUCUGGAACAAAAUUUUAUCAUAUUUAUGAGGAAGAGUCAGUUGGCACAGUAAAAUUAAUCGCUCUUAACAUUGAAAAUGGAACUUUCCUGCCAGCGUUUCAAAUGCAAUAUCACGACAACGAAACAAUGAGCAUGAUAAAGCAAAAAUUGGGGCAGAUUUUCCGUGUUCCUGAAGAUAAGAGACAUAACUUGCGCUUGGUAGUUGACAAAGGAAUUGCUGCAUCGCCGACAAUGGUGUUGCUCGAUAAUGACAGUUUUACCUGUGCACAAGCACUGCUUAAUGUCACAAAUGUCAAGUUGUAUGUGGACGUUGGUGGGAAUGGAUAUUCAACGGAUGAGGAUCGGAAAAUCGACUUUGAUAAAUCAAAAAUGUUCGCACUUUUAGAAAGAAAAAAUCAUGCAAAGAUAUUGACGAUAAGCCUUCCAACACCAGAUGAUUAUGUGCAAGCUGGAAUUAUUCCACCAAUCUCGCACGAUAUAAGUCGCUCAACAACUCCGAUAGGGAGCUUGCCUGCUGACACGAACACAACAACAUCCUCGGGAUCUUGUUCAACAGUUUUUGACCUACGUUGUGUUCCUGCUUCAGGUAUACCAGAAACAAUUAUGAUGAAGCAAACAACUCCUUCGAUGGCUAGUAGUCAUUUCUCUUCUGUAAUAUCUGAGGAGGAUAAUAGUGGUCCGUGCUUGGACGGUGAUGGUGAGAUGGAAUCUGUAAGCGCAACAUGUACUCCAAUGGUAUCACCGGUUGUGUCUGAUAGCGAUGAUACUGCUGAUAUUACUACGAGGGAUUCUGCUGUUGAUCGAAUAAGCCGUUAUGAACGAACAUAUGAUGCAGUUAUGGCAGCUUCGGAACAAAAACGACUAUUUGAAAUGGAGAGUACAAUAGAGGUUGAAGCAAGUACUGCAAGCUCAUCGGGUGAUACACUUGUGGGUGGCACACAUACAUACAUUUCCGGCACAACACAGUCUAGUUUUGAUGUUAUCAUUCAUGGGAAAUCACGGAUGAAAUCAUUUAGCGACGUGGAAAUAGAUGUGGACGAUCGACAGCUAGUUAUUCACAUGAAGCAAUGGUUGUCAGCGGUAAUUGGUGUUGAUAUGAAUGAAUUUGUUGUCCUCAAACAUUACAGUGCUGAUGACACUGAUGGUUAUGAAAGCAUUAUUAACGAGACGGAAACUAUCCAUGAUGCUUAUUACGCUGUUCAGAAGCUAUCAGUGAAAUUGCGUUCGCCAUUGAAGGAAAAUGAGAAGUUGAUGCGGAUUAUUAGAUUUGAUCGUGAAAAUGCUGAUCAAGAUAAGUGGCCUACAUUGUUCAGUAUUCCGGUUACUGUCGACAUGCCAAUACGUACAUUGCUGAUACGUUGUCAGGAGCAGAUGAAGAAGUUGUAUGCUACAAAGUACGACCUCAACCAGUUACGAUUACGAGAAGUGAUUGUUGGUGGCGGAGCACCAGUAUUGUUUCUGGGUGACCAGCUCGGCCGACGCGGUCACGAGUGGAACAAGAAUUUGUAUUUGCAAGUCCUCUCAGAUGAAGAAGUUGCGCGAGCAAAAAAGCAUACAGCAACAUCAUACCCGGUGAUGGUAAGACGUUUUAAAUCGUCCGUGCCAGAAGUGACAUCUUUGGUUGAACUGAUGGUUCCAUUAGAUGAGCAGGAUCAGGUCGCAGCACUUAAAAAACAGAUCUCUUUUCACUAUCAUGUGCCAUUCGAUCUAAUCCAACUGUCAGAGGCAUUUCCAACAACUGCAUGGAGUAAGUGGCCAUAUACAAAGGACAGAGUUGAUUUGUACGAAAACGUUAGUUUCACCAAUGAUGAAUCUCCAUUUAGCGGGACAUUCAAUGGUAAACUCAUCUAUUUCAAAUUAGCUAAUGAGCAGGUACGGCAGUUAACAGAUGAGGAGAAACGUACACUGCGAUACAAAGACAGUGCUACAAAACCGGUAGAUGCUGCGAUCUCGCGAAGAAAAGAAAGGCCACUAAGGAUACAGCUGUCGACUAGUAUCACCGAAGAUGAUUAA
Molecule: messenger RNA, 3900 nt
Organism: Loa loa (African eye worm)
Lineage: Eukaryota; Metazoa; Nematoda; Chromadorea; Rhabditida; Onchocercidae
Product: ubiquitin carboxyl-terminal hydrolase
Exons: 27
Coding region: 1-3900 (1299 amino acids)
Biological process (GO): protein deubiquitination
Cellular component (GO): nucleus; cytosol
Molecular function (GO): cysteine-type deubiquitinase activity; cysteine-type endopeptidase activity
Source: RefSeq, a predicted model, not a curated record